This is a messenger RNA of Jaculus jaculus (lesser Egyptian jerboa), 1689 nucleotides long. It is a transcript of the gene H1-1, whose product is annotated as H1.1 linker histone, cluster member. Gene Ontology annotation, molecular function: structural constituent of chromatin; DNA binding. The transcript has a single exon. The coding region runs from base 21 to 668 and encodes 215 amino acids. Gene Ontology annotation, biological process: nucleosome assembly. The record is from RefSeq and is a predicted model, not a curated record. Gene Ontology annotation, cellular component: nucleosome. NCBI's taxonomy places the organism in Eukaryota, Metazoa, Chordata, Mammalia, Rodentia, Dipodidae.
UUGUCAUCUUCUCUGUCAACAUGUCCGAGACGCCGCCUGUCGCCCAGGCCACUUCCACCGUCCCGGAGAAACCCUCCGCUGCCAAGAAGCCGAAGAAGCCCGCGAAGGCGGCGGCGGCCAAGAAGAAGCCGGCGGGGCCGUCGGUGUCCGAGCUGCUGGUGCAGGCUGUGUCCGCGUCCAAGGAGCGCAGCGGGGUGUCGCUGGCCGCGCUCAAGAAGGCGCUGGCGGCCGCCGGCUACGACGUGGAGAAGAACAACAGCCGCAUCAAGCUGGGGCUCAAGAGCCUGGUGAGCAAGGGCACCCUGGUGCAGACCAAGGGCACCGGCGCCUCCGGCUCCUUCAAGCUCAACAAGAAGGCCGCGGCGGGCGAGGCCAAGGCCGGCGCCGCCACCAAGGCAGCGGUUAAGGCCAAGUCCGCAGGCGCCUCCAAGAAGCCCAAGAAGGCGGCUGCCGGCCCCGCGACCAAGAAGAGUGUCAAGAAGGCCAAGAAGCCUGCGGCGGCCAAGAAACCUGCCAAGAGUCCCAAAAAACCCAAAGCGGCCAAAGCUAAGAAGGUGGCCAAGAGCCCGGCCAAGGCCAAAGCUGUGAAGCCCAAGGCGGCCAAGGCCAAGGUGACCAAGCCCAAGGCUGCAGUCAAGCCCAAGAAGGCGGCACCCAAGAAAAGGUGAACAGUUCCGGUUGGAGGCUUCUUCCUGUAACCCAACGGCUCUUUUCAGAGCCACCUACUUAGGCUGCGAAAAGAGCUGGGCACGGUGGAUUGGCUGUCCGAACCUCCCUAGUUGGCCGCCAAUGACUUAAUGAGGGCAGCACAUUAUUAGCAUCACCUGGGCUGGUCAGGGGUUUUGACACACUUGCAGGAGCCUUCCAACCCUGUGGUACAUCUGGUAGAAGAACUACACAAGUUACAGGGCAGCUUUUUCCCACUCCUUGACCAUGUGGCACGGGCACCUUGUUCUCUGGUCACCCUCCACCUGCGGGCACUUAACGGGUUUGGGGGCUUGGAAGCAAGGCUGCUGCCUGUUUUUUUCUAAAGGAGCCAAGUUCUUAGCGCUGAGCUGCUGUCUGCGACAUGGGAACCCCCUCGAGCCUGUGUUGUUUUCACGGUCAGCAAAAAUUAACUGGGUUUGUAGAGUUGAACUCUCAGGGCUCGCUGCCGCCUCUCUGGGUUCCCUUCUGGGUAGGAAUAGGUGGUGCUGUGACAGCACUUGGAGGAUUUUCGGUCCUGGUGUAGCUACCCCACACUAAACACUGGGCAACAUUGCACAGAUGGCUCCUAGAACGUUUGUAAUUUUAACCCCUUUUUAAAAUUCAUAUCCGAGAAGUAUUGAGCUAAAUGCACUCACGCAGCACAACUAGCCUUACAGCUUGUGUGUGUGUGUAAGAGAAAAUAGGGUCGCAUGUAACCCAGGCUGUCUUGAUUUUUCUGGCUCCAUCUCUCAAGUACCGGUAUUAAACUCCAAUGUAAUAUCCCUGGAGUUAGUGUACUUGGCUAUGUACAUGCAUUACCUGCCCCCCCCCCCGCGUUAUUCUCUUAAACAUAAUUGCUUUAUUGCCUAUUUGAAUAUGUGCCUUUAAGAAAGAGGGGGGGACGGGGGGGUGUAGAAAGGGCACAUCAGGUCCUCUACAUCUAUUUUGCUUAUGUGGGUAUUGAGGAAUUGAACUCUGAUCUUCAGGCUUUGUAGGCAAGUG